CAUCAGAUGUUUUUUUUAAGAGACAAAAGUUCAAUUUUUGAUGAGACGAGAGAUGGCGCCUGUGGAAACAAGUGGAGGCUGGUAUGUUUAUGCUUGAGAGCGCCAUGCACAGAGCCAGGGGGUCGCAACGAAUGAAGACACAGGAUGAGAGCACAGGGCAGAAGAGGUUUCAAAGACACUGCAGUAAAAUGUUAAGGUUUCAUAAUGAGUCAUCAUUGACAUUUUAUGAAUAAUCCCCUGACACACUUCUGGUCCCCUGUUCAGUCUUACACUCAGAGGGUCCCAGGUUACAUCUUGUCUCACCUUCUCAUCCACGAUGCAGUCCUUCUAUUAUAUCGCUUUACUUUUUCUGUGUGAUUUCUCUGUCCUGCCCUCUGUGCUUUCCAUUUGGUGCAAUGACUCACAAUAUACCUGGCCUGUAGACCAGCCAAAACUCUGCUGUGACAAGUGUCCACCAGGAAAACAUCUGUCGCGGCGUCCAGCUGAUACGUGUGGGACUGAGUGUAAAACUUGCACAGGUGACCGCUACACCGAUUCCUACAAUGUGCAGAUGGACUGCGAUGUUUGUAGAAGUUGCAACAAAGAAAACAUGGAGCCUGAGUCACAGUGUAGUGUCACUCGUAAUGCUGUGUGCAGAUGUAAAGCAGGCUUCAAAUGCAGAGACCAACAGUGCACACAGUGUAUUCCAGUACCAACCACCACCUCCAAACCCACACUCCCACCAUCAACUACAGCCUUCAAACCUUCUGCCUCCACCAUAUUCGCACCAUCUCCUGCACCAGUGAAAGAUACGAUGUGGUACCUGGUGAUAAUUGCCCUCCUGUGUGUAGGACUUGUCCUCAUUGUCAUAUCAAAGCUCAAGCCCAUUCUGUGCUGGAUCAGAUCUAAGCAAGGAUACAUUUUGACUGAAAAACCUACUGCGCUACCAGGGAAUGCCACAGACGACGAGGGAGUAUCCAAACCAGUCCAGGAAAUGUGUGGGAAAUGUGAACAACCAAUCGAAGUUUGAGUUAAAGACUGUUUAGGGUGUUGAAUCUGAACUUGGAUGAACAAUAAGAUGGCAGGUGGACAUUUAGUGACAUAUAGCAGAUUCACAACAUUUUGUUGCUUUGGACAUUUAUGUCAAAUGGUGCCAAGCGUCACUCCGCUCCACGCUGAUGAAAGAAGAAAACAUACUGUAUGUUUCACGACUGUCGCUGUUUCCUGAGAUGAAACAUGAACUUUUCAUAUCUAUGAUGUUAAGAUAGUAAAAGUGUAUAAAAACACGGAGAUAAGGAAAGAAACUGAAGAGUGCAUGAGUUAGAAAUUGUGCAGUAUGUUGUUAAAUGGUGGUAUGUACUAUGGUACACAAAAGUUAAAGAU
This is a messenger RNA of Thunnus maccoyii (southern bluefin tuna), 1362 nucleotides long. It is a transcript of the gene cd27, whose product is annotated as CD27 molecule. Gene Ontology annotation, biological process: negative regulation of apoptotic process. The coding region runs from base 317 to 1009 and encodes 230 amino acids. Lineage: Eukaryota; Metazoa; Chordata; Actinopteri; Scombriformes; Scombridae. The transcript is spliced from 7 exons. Gene Ontology annotation, cellular component: external side of plasma membrane. Gene Ontology annotation, molecular function: protein binding. The record is from RefSeq and is a predicted model, not a curated record.